UUUUUGUUGGUAUCCAGCUACUACACAUUGUAUGUACGAUCUUUUAGAUCUCGGCGAAGGAACCGAGCAAGCAUGGCAUCGAACUCGGAAACAAACAGCGAAGACACUUCGCAAUCCGGCGAAGCGGAAGAAGUUAUGGAAGUUGUGGACCCAGAUAACAGCGACAUCGAAGAAUCAGAUGGGGAGGGUGGCGAUAAGAGGGUUUAUCUACCCGGAGAUCCGCUCGACGAAGGAGAGAUGUUAGUCCGUGAUGAAACCGCAUACCACAUGUAUCAUCAAGCGCAGACAGGUGCACCAUGCCUCAGUUUUGAUGUUCUUAGAGACAGUCUCGGGGAGAACCGUACAACUUAUCCCCACACACUUUUUGCCGUUGCUGGCACCCAGGCUGAGAAAGCCCAUCUGAACAAUGUCAUUGUCAUGAAGAUGACAAAUCUGCAUCGUACCAGCCAAAAAGACGAUGAUGAUGACAGUGAUGAGGACAGUGACAGCGAUGACGAGGAUAGCAAACCAGAACUGGAGACAGCGAUGAUGAAACAUCUCGGCUCUGUUAACAGAAUAAGGAGCACAGAAAUUGGGCAGAAGCAAGUGGCAGCCACUUGGUCAGACACUGGCGCGGUCCACCUGUGGGACUUAAGCGGCGCCCUCCAGGCUGUAGGUAACGCCCAGCUCAUGGGACGAUUCAUGAGACAGGAAUCCCACAAGCCUUUGUUCACGUUCACAGGUCACCAGAUUGAAGGAUUUGCCAUGGACUGGUGUCCUACUACACCAGGAAAUCUGAUUACUGGAGAUUGUCGGAGAAAUAUCCAUUUGUGGAAGUUACAAGAAGGAGGGGAGUGGUAUGUAGACCAGCGACCCUAUGCAGCUCACACGGAGUCAGUGGAGGAUUUACAAUGGUCACCAACUGAGAAAAAUGUUUUUGCAUCGUGUUCUGUCGACAAAAGCAUCAGAAUUUGGGAUGUUCGGGCGACGCCAAGCAAAGCAUGCAUGAUAAUGAUGGAAGAAGCACACAGCAGCGACGUAAACGUCAUCCACUGGAACCAGAAAGAUCCUUUCAUCCUGUCUGGAGGUGAUGAUGGUGUCUUGAAUGUCUGGGACUUGAGACAAUUCCAGAAAAAGGGUCCCCCUGUCGCCAAGUUCAAGCACCACACUGGGCCCAUCACGUCAGUGGAGUGGAACCCCGUGGACAGCACAGUCUUCGCAUCAGCAGGCUCUGAUGACCAGGUAACCCUCUGGGACCUAUCGCUGGAACGAGAACGUGAGACAGUGAUGGAAGGCCAGACUGGGGGGUCCAGGCUUGAUGACAUAGCCCCACAGUUGCUGUUUGUGCACCAGGGGCAGAGCGACAUCAAAGAAAUUCAUUGGCACCCACAGAUCUCUGGUGUCAUUAUCAGCACGGCUCACAGCGGGUUCAAUAUAUUCAAGACUAUCAGUGUUUAACCCGUUACUCCCUGUCCUGCCCAAAACCGCCCUGCCUGUCACUCCGUGCCCCGCCCUAAAACCGCCCUGCCUGUUAUUACCAGUCCCACCACAAACUGCCGUGCUUGUUAAACCGCCCUGCCUGUCACUCCCUGCCCCACCCCAAACCUCCCAGUACUUAUGAAUUUAUGGAUUCAUCAGGAGAUAAACACAAUGCAAUGCAAUACGGUGCAGGUGCAAAGGGUGAAUGCUCGGGGUGAGUGAGGAAAACAGACCCCAGCGGCUGUUACUAUGCAUGGGGGGUUGAUACUCCUUGAAAUACAAAGAAUAAGACAUCUGUUUCUGCUCAGUGGAGGAUUUUAAAGGAUUCAGGAGCGUUCCUUUCCAAAAGAUGCCUUACGGUUAAAGACAUUAGGAUUUAUACAAUUUAACACAGAUGAAAAAACUUUGAUACGCUGGAGACUUGAGAUUAGCCCUUUCAUGGUGGAUCUUCAUUAAACUAAUUUAUUGUGAGGGGUUUGUUUUUAAAAGAAAAUUUGAACAUUUGGGGGAAUUUAUAGGAACAAUUUUAAAAGAUGUCUUGAAAUGGUUUCUAUUUCAUAACUUAUAACAGUUCUAUGCUAAAAAAGGAAAGAAAAAUCUUGAAAGUCCUUUUUGGAUUUGACAAAAGAGUGAACAUUCAAAAGAAAUUUCAAAAUAUUUAAUUUUAAAUUUGUGAUAAACACACAAGUUUUAACAACUUGAAUUAUAUAUUCAACACGUGUUUUGGAAAACUACUUUUUUGAUGAGUUAUGACACCCAUAUAAAGAAACCAACAGUACAGAGGUUUCUUUGCUGGAAAUUGUUUUAUUUAUUGUAAAAAAAAUUUUUUAAAUAUACACAUUACCAAUGGCAAUUGAAUAAUGCACAAUAAAUACUUUCCAAAUUGUUCAU
This is a messenger RNA of Patiria miniata (bat star), 2349 nucleotides long. Its product is annotated as glutamate-rich WD repeat-containing protein 1-like. Lineage: Eukaryota; Metazoa; Echinodermata; Asteroidea; Valvatida; Asterinidae. The transcript has 7 exons. The record is from RefSeq and is a predicted model, not a curated record. The coding region runs from base 73 to 1437 and encodes 454 amino acids. Gene Ontology annotation, molecular function: protein binding.